This is a messenger RNA of Sinocyclocheilus grahami, 1134 nucleotides long. Its product is annotated as eukaryotic translation initiation factor 3 subunit E-B-like. The record is from RefSeq and is a predicted model, not a curated record. The transcript is spliced from 8 exons. The coding region runs from base 4 to 786 and encodes 260 amino acids. Lineage: Eukaryota; Metazoa; Chordata; Actinopteri; Cypriniformes; Cyprinidae. Gene Ontology annotation, cellular component: cytoplasm; eukaryotic translation initiation factor 3 complex. Gene Ontology annotation, molecular function: translation initiation factor activity.
GCCAUGGAGGACCUGACACGUUUACGAGAGACCAUCGACAACAACUCGGUGAGUUCUCCUCUUCAGUCGCUGCAGCAGAGGAUGUGGCUCAUACACUGGUCUUUGUUUGUCUUCUUUAACCACCCCAAAGGUAGAGACAACAUCAUCGAGCUGUUCCUCUAUCAGCCCCACUACCUGAACGCAAUUCAGACCAUGUGCCCUCACAUUCUGCGCUACCUGACCACGGCCGUAAUCACCAACAAAGAUGUGAGAAAGCGACGACAGGUCCUCAAAGACCUGGUCAAGGUCAUCCAACAGGAGUCAUACACGUACAAGGAUCCUAUCACAGAGUUUGUGGAGUGCCUCUACGUUAACUUUGAUUUCGACAGCGCUCAGAAAAAACUGAGAGAGUGCGAGUCGGUGCUGGUGAACGAUUUCUUCUUGGUGGCCUGCUUGGAGGAUUUCAUUGAAAAUGCGCGGCUGUUCAUCUUUGAGACGUUCUGCCGGAUCCAUCAGUGCAUCAGCAUCAGCAUGUUGGCAGAUAAGCUGAAUAUGACCCCCGAGGAGGCCGAGAGAUGGAUCGUAAACCUGAUCCGCAAUGCCAGACUGGAUGCCAAAAUCGACUCCAAACUGGGUCACGUGGUGAUGGGCAACAACGCCGUGUCGCCAUAUCAGCAGGUGAUCGAGAAGACCAAGAGCCUGUCGUUCCGCAGUCAGAUGCUGGCCAUGAACAUCGAGAAGAAGAUCAGCCACAGCAGCAGGAACGAGACACCGAACUGGGCGGCUCAAGACACUGGCUUCUAUUAGACUGGAAACACAAGGCAAACAGCGGAUUAACUUACUCCUCAGCCUCAUCUUAGUAUUUAACUAACAAUCUUUUAUCUAGUCACGUUUCAUAUUAGGAGCAUUUUUACAAAAGUUUGAUGGAGACAUUUCCAGCAUGACGAAAUCUAUGGAGUUCUGAGGUGUUUCCGUGAACUUUAUGUAUUCUGUAUGAAGGAAGGAAUUUACCAUGCAAGAUUUUAUUUAUUAUUCCAGUUCAGUGUAAUCUCAAAGGACAUUUUUCUUUUCCCUUAUGCGAGUCAUUGUUUUGAACAUCAUAACACGUUAAUAAACAGUGAAAGUGUGUUUCUGAACACAUUUUCAAGGAACUUG